Anisakis simplex (herring worm) is the source of this 1182-nucleotide messenger RNA. NCBI's taxonomy places the organism in Eukaryota, Metazoa, Nematoda, Chromadorea, Rhabditida, Anisakidae. The record is from the annotation of a GenBank genome assembly.
AUGUCUGAUGAGGUGAAUGGAAACGAACAGCAGUCGACAACAGUCGUAGCGUUUAGAAGGCGAACGAGAGGUGCUCGUCAGUCGGCAGCCACUCGUAAACGUCAAAAUAUUCACGAAUCGUCGGAUUCAUCGAAUGAUAAUGACACUCUCGUUGACGCUGCUUCUGUUAAAGUGAAUGUUGUGCGUAAGCCACAACGUAAAAAUCCAAUGAUUCAAUCGGUAUUUACGAGUAAACGAAAGCAAUGCAUUCGAGAACGAGUGGAUUCAGAGAGUUCCGAUUCAUUGUCGAGCAAUCCGGAUGAUGCAGAAGAAGCAAAGCCAGGACCGAGUGAGAUCGAAGGUGCAUUCAAGUCAAGCGGUACAGCGGAACGUGAAGGACCGAAGGAUUUGGGUGCGACGGCCGUGAAUGAAAUGGAUACUGAUAUACAACAAGAUGCACAAGCUCAGUUCGAAAGAGUUCAAAAAGCACUGAAAGAAGGAUAUGACGAUAAGGUUUAUUUGGGUACAGCAAUGUAUGGUGCUAAAGAGAAGAAGGAUACAGCUCGCGGCAAUGCAGCAUCUGGUUGGAAUCGUGUUGGACCAAUGCGUGCACCAAACUUCAUACGACAAUCGGUCAGAUGGGAUUUUGCACCGGAUAUAUGCAAAGACUACAAAGAAACCGGCUUUUGCACAUUCGGAGAUUCGUGUAAAUUUUUGCACGAUCGAACCGACUAUAAGCACGGGUGGGAAAUCGAAAGGGACUAUGCAGCCGGACGAAUGGCUGAGGAUGAUCCUGAUAAGUAUGUGAUACACAGCAGUGAUGAGGAUGAUGAUGAAGAUGCUUGUAAAUUACCGUUCAAGUGUUUCAUUUGCAGAGAAUCGUUCACGAAUCCUGUUGUUACGAGGUGCAAGCAUUAUUUCUGUGAGAAAUGCGCGUUGAAACAUUUCCGUAAAACGCCGAGAUGUUUUGUUUGUGAUGAAAAUACAAAAGGUGUUUUCAACGUUGCAAAAGAAUUAAUCGCGAAAAUGAAAGAAAUCGAAGAAAAGAAAGGGCAAGGUGAUGGAGAAGAAGACAGUCAGCCUCCAAAUUCUCAUCCGACAGAAGCGGACAGUGAUAAUGGCGAUGAUAAGGAUACGAAGAUUGAGAUGCUUCCUGCCGAAGACGAUAAACAAAAUGCGUCAUCAGAUGAUUCGAAUGAUUGA